This is a messenger RNA of Exophiala oligosperma, 1266 nucleotides long. RefSeq lists its product as uncharacterized. Lineage: Eukaryota; Fungi; Ascomycota; Eurotiomycetes; Chaetothyriales; Herpotrichiellaceae. The record is from RefSeq and is a predicted model, not a curated record. The transcript has a single exon. Gene Ontology annotation, cellular component: cytoplasm. Bases 1 to 954 code for a protein of 317 amino acids.
AUGCCCGAGAUUCAAGAUGACAAAGGCCAAUACGUGAUCCCCUUCAUUCUCGGUCGGCUCGCUGAACACCAAGCCAAGCACGCCGACGACUCCAACCCGCCGCCGCCGUUCUUCAUCGGGCUGAAUGGCGUCCAAGGAGCUGGGAAAUCGGUCUUGGUCGACAUACUGAAGGAGACGCUCUCUUCGCCGCCACACUCUCUGUCCACCGUGGUCUUUUCGCUCGACGACUUGUACCUCACCCACGCGGACCAGGUGGCUCUGGCCCAAUCACACCCCGACAACCCCCUCCUACAGCACCGCGGGCAGCCUUCGACGCACGACGUCCCUCUGGCGCUGUCCGUCUUCGCCAGUCUCAAGGCGAACCAACCCACCAAGAUCCCACAGUACAACAAAGCCGCGUUCGCCGGCCAAGGCGACCGUGUCCCGGAGGAGGAGUGGGAAGUGGUCAACGGCGGCGGCGAUGGCUCCUCUCCCGUGCAGGUGGUCCUUUUCGAAGGGUGGUCCGUCGGUUUUCGACCAUUGUCCGAAAGUGCACUCCGGUCGAAACACGCAGCCGCCGUCGCCGCAUUGGAAAAGUCGACCCCGUCGAACCCGUACACGGGACGACUGGGCCACAACACGCUGGCCAGCGUGACGGCGAUCAACGAUGCCCUCAAAAGCUACGACCAACUCACCUCGCAACUGGACGCCUUUGUGCAUAUCGACGCCGCCGAUCCGACAUACGUGUACAAGUGGCGUCUCGAGCAGGAAGCCAACCUGCGUGCCGCUCGUGGCAGUGGCAUGACCGACGAGCAGGUCAAGCACUUCGUCGACGGAUACUACCCCGCGUACGAGCUGUACACCGAUACCUUGAGGGAAGGCGUGUUCAAAGAUGUUCGGCCAGACUGGCAAGGGAGGCAGCUGCGACUAAUUGUUGGCGCGGACCGAAAGGUGCAGCAGGUGAUCACAAUCUAAGCAAGAAUCCUAGCUGUACAAGGAUGAACUACCGCACGAUUUAUUGAAUGGUUACUUGAUUGGUGGCCGAGAAGCGACGUUCUGCCGUGCUGCACACGAGGUGAGACUUCGGAUGCCAGUCAAUCGCUGCACCACCAUAAGGUUUGGGAUCGCUCCAGAUUGUGCGUCCGGCCUUUCCAGCAUCUCGCCGGAUAGCUGAUUCCGGUUACCCGUUCGAGAAGUAGAUCGGCCACAAGCAGACGACAGGGUGUGUGAUGCAUACUGUAACAGGAGAUUGGUCCGUAAUAAAAAUUGUAGAUUGGUGUGUCGGUG